AUGCGCAUCGCCAUUGUCCCAGCCCUUAUUCUCGGCUGCACCGCCGCUGCGGCUCCUGGUCUCGUCGGCGGCCUGCUUGGCGGCGUGACUGGCGGCCUUGUCGGCGGUCUGACCGGCCAGCUCAAAAACACCAUUGGCAAAAUAGAGCAGCAGCUCAAUGACGUGGGCGUCACCGGCUCCGCGCUGCUCGCCCAGCUGGGAGACAUUCAGCCCCUUUCGAAGCCCUCGUCCAUUCAAGAUGUCGUUACAAUUCUCACCAAAAUCGGCGGUGUCAAGCCGGCAACUCUGCUGGAGAGCACGGUGCAGCUGGUUCUUAGCGGACUUGGCCCGAGCAACCUUGCCACCGUGAUGAACCAGUAUUCCGCGGGUGUCAACAGCGAAAACAACAUCAACCGGGAGCCCGCUAGCCCGGUCUACCCCGCUGCCGCUGGCGACGUACCCUACUCGAUCACGGAGGAAAAGCUUCGAGGUGCCAUAUAUAUCCCUUCGACCUUUACCUACGGCAAGAAGCCUCCGGUGAUUCUUGUCCCAGCGACCGGCACCAAGGGUGGCUUCACCUACUACAACAACCUCGGCAAGCUGCUGCCACAGCAGGAGUAUGCGGAUCCGGUAUGGCUGAAUGUGCCUGGUUGGCUCUUGGAAGAGGUCCCGUGGAACUCGGAGUUCGUCGCUUACGCUAUCAAUUAUAUCUCGGGUAUCACUUCACGAAAUGUGUCCGUGGUUGCCCUCUCCCAAGGCAACCUCAACACCCAGUGGGCACUGACCUACUGGCCGUCAACCCGGGCCCUUGUUAGCGACUACAUUGCCGUUUCCCCCGACUAUCAUGGGAGUGCCAUCAUCGAGGCGAUGUGCCCGUCGCUCGGCCUACUCUCCUGUACCCCGUCGCUCUCUCAGCAGACGUACACAUCAAACUUUAUCCAGUCCUUCCGCCAGCGCAGCGCCGCCGCCUUCGUCCCGACAACCACGAUCUACACGGCUACCGACGAGAUCGUUCAACCACAACACGGCACCGGCGCCUCCGGUUAUCUCCUCCAGGACAGCAGCCGUCCCGCCGCGGGCGUCGUCAACGUCGAGCUGCAGAAAGUCUGCCCACUGGACAGUCCGGCCUCGCUGCUCAGCGACCACGUCAGCCCGCUGUGGGGUGCGGCUCUGCAGGCCCUCAUCAAGGACGCCCUUACGCAUGACGGACCUGCCGACAUCUCACGCAUCCCAAACUGGACUGGCGAGUGUUCCAAACUUGCUGCUGAUGGUUUGACCCUGGCCGACGUGGUCGGCACUACAUCUAUUGGACCGAUCGCAGUCGCCUCCUGGCUACUAUACCCGAAGCGUGUCACCACCGAGCCUGCGGUGCCCGCUUACGCCCUCUAA
Microdochium trichocladiopsis is the source of this 1368-nucleotide messenger RNA. RefSeq lists its product as uncharacterized. The record is from RefSeq and is a predicted model, not a curated record. The transcript is spliced from 3 exons. NCBI's taxonomy places the organism in Eukaryota, Fungi, Ascomycota, Sordariomycetes, Xylariales, Microdochiaceae. Bases 1 to 1368 code for a protein of 455 amino acids.